Molecule: messenger RNA, 305 nt
Organism: Racocetra fulgida
Lineage: Eukaryota; Fungi; Glomeromycota; Glomeromycetes; Diversisporales; Gigasporaceae
Source: the annotation of a GenBank genome assembly
CGAAGCCUGGUGAUCGUAUACAAUUAGCGGGUUGCUACAAAGCUAUUGGCAAGCCAAAUCAAGCCACGACUUCAGCAACCUUUAAAAAAAUAGUCACGCAAGAAGAUAUUAAAAAUAUAAAAAAAGUUUCGAAAACUAAAGAUGUAUUUGAAUUAUUAGCGAGAUCUUUAGCACCAUCAAUUUACGGUCAUGAAAUUAUAAAAAAGGCAAUUUUACUUAUGUUAUUAGGCGGCAAAGAGCAAAACUUGUCUAGUGGAUUACCAUUCUCAUCUUCUGUGGGAUAUCCUGAUGCAGUUGGUAAGUAA